CCCAACAUCUGACUCCAGGAUUCACCUUACAAAAGUGGAGUGAUCCCACCAGCAGAGCUUCUACAAAAAUGCUUGAAGAUGACCUAAAGCUGAGCAGUGAUGAAGAUGACCUUGAGCCUGUGAAGACACUGACCACUCAGUGCACUGCCAAUGAGCUCUACCAGGCUGUUGAAAAGGCAAAACCUAGGAAUAAUCCUGUGAAUUCACCCUUGGCCACUACCCAGCCUCCAUCCGCAGUGCAAACCAGUGGGGGUUCUGGCAGCUCCAGUGAGUCAGAGAGCAGCUCCGAGUCUGAUUCAGACACUGAAAGUAGCACCACUGACAGCGAAUCUAAUGAGGCACCUCGUGUGACCACUCCAGAGCCUGAGCCACCCUCAACCAAUAAGUGGCAGCUGGAUAAAUGGCUUAACAAAGUGACAUCCCAGAACAAAUCAUUUAUCUGUGGCCAAAAUGAAACACCCAUAGAGACCGUUUCUGUGCCUCCUCCAAUCAUCCAACCAAUGGAAGUCCAGAUCAAAGUGAAGCCAAACCCCAGCCAGGUCCUGGCUGAACCCAAAGAAAGGCCUCUCCUCAGUCUCAUUAGGGAGAAAGCCCGUCCGCGGCCCACCCAGAAAGCUCCAGAAACAAAGGCUUUGAAGCAUAAGUUGCCAUCGGCCAUUGAGACAGCUUCUCAAAGGACAAUUGGAAAAAAACAGCCCAAGAAGGUUGAGAAGAACACUAGCAUCGACGAGUUUACCUGGCCUAAACCAAAUAUUACCAGCAGCACUCCCAAAGAAAAAGAAAGCGUGGAGCUUCCUGACCCACCAAGAGGCCGUAACAAAGCCACAGCCCAUAAACCAGUCCCUAGGAAAGAGCCAAGGCCUAACAUCCCCUUGGCUACUGAGAAGAAGAAGUACAGAGGGCCUGGCAAGAUCGUGCCAAAAUCCCGGGAAUUCAUUGAAACAGAUUCUUCUACAUCUGACUCCAACACCGAUCAGGAAGAGACCCUGCAGAUCAAGGUCCUGCCUCCUUACAUUGUUUCUGGAAACAAUACUGCCAAAUCCAAGGAAACCUGUGGUACCAACCUGGCCCUUGGCACCUUAAUCAGCAGCAGCAACAACAACAACAACUUAUCCAUCAGUAAUGAGGAGCCACUUUUUUCACCUAUUCCUGUCAUGCAGAGUGAGCUUUUGUCUCCUCUACGUGAUCAUGAGAAUCCGAAAAACCUCUGGGUGAAGAUUGACCUCGACUUACUCUCUAGAGUACCUGGCCACAAUUCACUUCAAGCAGCACCUGCCAAGCCAGACCACAAGGAGACUGCCACAAAACCCAAGCGUCAGACUGCUGCUGCAGCAGCUGUGGAAAAACCAGCCCCGAAGGGCAAACGUAAGCACAAGCCAACAGAAGUUGCAGAGAAGAUUCCUGAGAAGAAGCAGCGCCUGGAGGAGCCCACGACUAUCUGCUUGCUCCCCCCUUGCAUCUCACCAGCCCCACCUCACAAGCCUACCAACGCAAGAGAAAAUAAUUCAUCCAGGAGAGCAAAUAGAAGAAAGGAAGAAAAGCUAUUUCCUCCUCCUCUUUCCCCACUGCCAGAGGACCCUCCACGUCGCAGAAAUGUCAGUGGAAAUAACGGUCUCUUCAAUCAAGACAAGAGCAUCUCCAUGACUGGACAAAUCACCUCUACCAAACCUAAGAGAAGUGAAGGCAAAUUCUGUGCUACUUUCAGAGGAAUAUCCGAGGGAGACACUCAAAAAAAGGCAACCUCUGCCAUCAUCACUGUCACCAACACUGCUAUUGCCACUGCCACUGUCACUGCUACUGCCAUUGUUACUGCCACUGUCACAGCUACCACCACUGCCACGGCCACCACUACAACCACUACCACUACUAUUUCCACCAUCACUUCUACUAUCACUACUGGCCUCAUGGAUAGCAGUCACCUGGAGAUGACAUCCUGGGCGGCUCUGCCACUUCUGUCCAGCAGCAGCAUUAACGUCCGGAGACCCAAGCUCACUUUUGAUGACUCGGUUCACAAUGCUGAUUAUUACAUGCAAGAGGCGAAGAAACUGAAACACAAAGCUGAUGCACUGUUCGAGAAAUUUGGCAAAGCCGUGAAUUAUGCCGAUGCUGCCCUCUCCUUCACCGAAUGUGGCAAUGCCAUGGAACGUGACCCUCUGGAAGCAAAGUCCCCAUACACUAUGUACUCUGAGACCGUCGAGCUCCUCAGGUAUGCAAUGAGGCUGAAGAACUUUGCAAGCCCCUUGGCUUCCGAUGGGGACAAAAAGCUAGCAGUAUUAUGUUACCGAUGUUUAUCACUUCUCUACUUGAGGAUGUUUAAGCUGAAGAAGGACCAUGCUAUGAAGUACUCCAGAUCACUGAUGGAAUAUUUUAAGCAAAAUGCUUCAAAAGUCGCUCAGCUAUCCUCUCCAUGGGUAGGCAAUGGAAAGAACACUCCAUCCCCAGUGUCUCUCAACAAUGUCUCUCCCGUCAAUGCAAUGGGGAACUGCAACAAUGGCCCAGUCACCAUCCCCCAGCGCAUUCACCACAUGGCCGCCAGCCAUGUCAACAUCACUAGCAACGUGUUGCGGGGCUAUGAACACUGGGAUAUGGCUGACAAACUGACAAGAGAAAACAAAGAAUUCUUUGGCGAUCUGGACACGCUGAUGGGGCCUCUGACCCAACACAGCAGCAUGACCAAUCUUGUCCGCUACGUUCGCCAGGGACUGUGUUGGCUGCGCAUCGACGCCCAUCUGUUGUAGUGGGUGUUCUCUCGUCUCCAGCACCACCUAUCACUCUACCUGUGUCAGCGCACCAAUGGUCACGGUGGAACACCACUCAUUGGGGAAAGUUCUCUUUGGUUAUAUUUGGUUUUAUACUUCUUUUGUUAUCUGCGAAAAACAGAAGUUAUUGUAAGUUGACACUACAACUUGAGAACGGUGUAUGUUUUAUUACUUAGUCAUUUUUUCCGGCACUUGAUAUGCAUUUCUCAAAUCUCACCACCUUUUUGUGCUUUAUGGAAUGACAGUCCCUACAGUAUUGUUUUAAGUCCACAUUACCCAAAACAAAGAAUGGGAAGCAUUUAUCACAAAGACACGCUCCUGAGAAAUGCAACAAGCCGACUUACAUGUACAUGAGAACUUUGACACAAGGGACUGUCCCCCAAGGGACUUUAUUUUUUCAUGUCCAGAAAAGAACGUAUCUCAGUAUCUAUUGUUCAACUUUUGUGGUUCCAGUAGACUCAAUCUUCAGGUGAGAAUUUUUAUUGUCAAAAUCCACUGGUUAGAUGUUGUAGCGACAUCAUAAAAUCAAGAGUCUCAAAAUAAUAAAUGAGCACAGCAAUGCCACUCUUAAAAUGAUGCUAUGCCACACAACCAGAUAACUUUCUUGUUAGCGUCCCUGUUUUGAUUCUCUUUUUUUUUUAUUUUAAUGAGAAGGAGGAGUGACAUUUAUUUCAACAACUUUAAGGCAUCGACUGACAUCAUUAUUUUUGAACUCCAUGAUUUGAAGCAUAAAUCCUCACCUAGGAUUCUCUUUGUGCAAAGCUUUCCUUUUGAGGAGCAGUUUGGUAAAUGCACAUUGGUAGCCAAAAUGCUGCACUGCAGUCUUAGAGUUGGAAGAUAAGAGUGGUCUGGAAAAUGUCUGACAAGGAAUUUACACCUCUGCCUUCUUUGCAGUUGGUGAGCAGGUCCACGAGAGGCAGGAUUUUUAAAUUGUAUUUUGCUCAAAUCUAUGGAAACAAAAGUGGUUAUCACUACCUAAAAGUAAAAAUAUACAUUUUUUCCCUAGUGGCUUUAAAAUCUGGACUUCCCCAAUUAUUAUCCCCAUUUUCUAUUGUACAGGAUUUCCUUUUUCUACUUUCUUUUUUUUUUUUUUUCUGUUUUCUGUCGUUCCUUUUUCUUCUUUUUGGCUCAUUAACUUUUGACUGAAAUACAAUCACUGAUUUUAUUAAAGUCUAUACAUUAGCUUGAAUCAUUUCCAUGAAAAUUCCAAAGAAAACUACAAACUCUCUAAGUGGGUAGCUAGCGGCUUUUGUUUUUUUUUUAAUCUGAAUCUUGGGGUAGUGCUUCACCCCGAAGUGCUUUGAAAGAGUCCUGAAGAUUGGAAGUAGUUCACUUAAUUUAGAGACAUUUCCCCAUCGGUUGUGACUACCCUCCCCUUAAGAUCCUUUGCAUUCAUUUUAUGUCCCUAAAUAUAACAAUGUAAAUAUCAUCUUUGAUAUUCCAGCUCACCAGUCUCCCACUUUUAGUAAACACUAUCCAUGUAUUACUUACUUGUAAUUACCUGCCAGUAUAUAAUUCCACGUAGCCUUUAAUCUGCUGAGUUAUUGAAUUCUGCUCACUGAGUUAUGACCAGAUAAAUAAUUGAUAUGCACAUGAAAGAUGAAAACUUGUAUGAUUAUUAAAGCAAGUCAUGCAGGUCUGGUAUAGGAACAGCAGGUGAUCACUCUGCACUCUCAUUGUUAAGGUUAGCUAUAUCCCCACUUGCAAAAGAGCCACACUUGAGCUGUGCUCUGGUCACCUUUGAGUUUAAGGCCCUUUGUUGUAUAAUAAAGUUGUGGAAGUUGUACUCCAAUGGCUGAAGCCAUGUUGUUAAUAUGGCUGAUGGGAGCAUCCCAGCAGCUGAACCCAGCACUUUUUAUGCUCCCACUGUGGUUGAGCUCUAUGUUUACAGUUUCAACAACACUUACACAUGCGCACACACAUACACACAUACAAAUGAAACCUAAAAGAAUCUUUUCUGAGCCUCUUAAAUGAGGAAUAUGAUAAUAUGAAAGACUCUGAACACCCCAGGUGGGUGUCACACAUAACAAUUAAGCUGAUGACUUUACAGUGACUCAGUUCUUUGUUUUCCAUGACUUGCCAGGUAGAGUACUUGGCUAUUACUAUGUAAUGAAAUCCAUUUGCUUGUCUUAUAAGUUCGACCUAGACCAUGAUCCUAGACCAUUAUGGAUUUAGGAGCAGAUUCUUCUUGAAAUUCAGAAACUAGACAUUUGAAUGCUAAGGGCAGUUUUCCAGGGAAACAAGCAUAUUGCCUCAUGGAUGAAAGACUUGUAGCUCUAGUUUCUGUGACUUGUUAUAUCUACUUACAUACAACAGGUAUUGCAUACAAGAGAAUUCUCUGUCAUCUCUUGUAGUUAAAUGUAAAAGGUGUGCCACUUUUUACACAGCACACUUACGAAAUCUGACAGUCGAGCUCUGGCUCACCACCUGAUACUUAGUAGACCCACUUUUAAAGUAACUUGGAAACCAAUUAAAUAUGAAGGUUGAAUUACCUUCCUAUCUCUGGAGAUGAGACAUCUUUCAGUUUCAUGAUUGGGGAUUGUUGCUGUUUUUUAGGCACUCUAUUUAUCACAUCAUAAAUGGUGAUGUGUGUAGUAGGUGCACAGUUCUUUGAGGGAUUAAGGGAUUGAGAUAUUUUGUCAAGUGAAUCUCUUCAGUGUGCCAGUUUGUGGGGGGGGAUAUGAGACACAUGGAUGGCAAUGAGAGAUCGUGCCUCUAGAGCUUGCUGGAGGCUCAGUGUGACACAUCUAAAUAAGCACGUGGAAGUAGAGGAGAGGGCAGAGUCAACAGGCAGCUCCAUCUGAGCAAUUACACCGACUGAUUUCAGCCCGGUGACUUGACCCAGGUAGGGCCACCACUAUGCCUUCAUUUGUCACCCAAGCUCCAACCACAGAGAGUUUAACAAGUCUGUGUUAUGAUGUUGGCUUGGCUUUGUAUUUUUAAUUAACUCUGGAUUUUUUAGUGGUUUUGUCAUAUUACUGUCUGAGUUUGGUAGGUAGGAUUAAUUUGAAAAGAGUUUACUAGUGUGGUCCUCCGGGUAGAAUUUAGCUGUAAGCAUGUUGUUAGCCAGCCUGUAGACUGUUAAUUACUUAAUAAUCUCAUUGGGAAAAUACUAGUAGUUUUAUAUUUGGAUGACAUAAUUGGAAAAGCAGAUUAGCUGCUGCUACUUUUAAAAGACUUGAGGUUGGGAUGCCUUUUUUUCCUGUGUAAUGAAAUUAAAAGAUCCAAAUCUUCAGGCAGUAACCAAGUUGCAAAAUUAGAUACCAUUGGGUAAAAUGUGUUUUGUUGUGUUUCCAAAUGGAUGGGUUUUCAUUUGGACAUUGCCUCGCAAAACACAUUGAAUUUGGACUGCAUUGGAAAGAUACUUGUUCUAGCAUAUCUUUCCUGAAGAUGUCUAAUUUGGAUUUUGUUUUAUUCAAAUUUGCAUCCCAGAGUUUGAAGUUGGAGUUUGAAGUUGGAAAGUACUUUUGAAGGCAGAAUCGAUUGAGUUGUGAGGAUGAAAUCCCCACAUACUUCUUAAUAGACAUGAUAAAAUUCACCUGCUUGAGUUGGCAGGUGGGAGAACCAAACUGGAUCACUGGGUAGGACUACUCAGUAAAGCAAUGAACUGCUUGCUUAGAGAAGCAUCACUAUCCCCGUUAAGAAAAAAAGUGUGGCAAAAUGAUAUGGCUACACAUUGUCAAACGAAUGGGUUGAUUCGGUGUCCCCAAAUUCAAUUCUUUGGGGAAAAAUUACUGAGCCAGUUGUGGGUGUUGUGAUAAGCAACUGGCAGACUAAAAAUUCUUCGUCGUUGUUGUUAUCGUUGUUGUUGUUGUUGUUUCUCUUUUCCACUCGCACAGCCUUAUUCUUGUAAUUAAACUCUGAUUCAUUUUCUCUUUGGUGUUAGCAAACUCCAGCAACAGAAAUAGCAUCUGUGUAUUGAUAAUCAGCAUUUACCCUGGCAGGAGACUAAUCAGCUAGGCUGGUCUCAGACAUUAAUUCUACCAUCUGAUAUUUUUGGCGAAAGCAAAAGUAUUAAUUCCCUUUCCAUACUCCUCCUCACAAAUCUAGAAACCCUCUUUACCAAGAGCAUCACAUUUUACUCUGUAAUCUACUGAUUGAAAGAAAAUUGCAUUGUGGGGAGGGCAAAGGGAGGCUAUGGGUGGGAGGGUGGUGGAGGGUGGGGAAGCCCCUGAAAGCCAGAUGGCAGUUCUUGCCCCCUUUUGCUUCUGACCUGAGAUGUUAAAGAAUUAUUCAUAGUGCUCACUUUGGGUUAGGAGACAUUGAACUGCUUUUCAGAUCCAUGAUCAAUCAUCAUUCUUCUAAGAGAUUGGAGCUUUGCUGUUUCAUUAACUGUGCAGUGUAGACUAAUGGUGUUUAAUAAAAAUCAUUCAAAAUUUCAAACUCUUUUGCCAGUGACCUCAAUUUUGUUGGCUCUUUGAUUUGUAUCAGACUUUGAGGAGGGAAGGGGGAAGCAAAGGAAGCCUGUUUCCAGUAGCCAACUUCAGCCUGCCUGCCUGCCAGUGGUUGCUGGUAAGCAGCAGCAUGCAGACCAGCUGUAUGAAGCCUCCUGAAGAAUGCCCCAGUGGAUGCUUCCGGCUGGCUGGGAAUAGCUUGUUCCUACUGGGGGACUCGUUGUUCUCCAGUCUCUGCAGCAGGAAGCCAGCUGCCAUAUCCGGAGAGAAUUUCAGACACUUUACCUUUUCGUUGUGUCCUGCAUCACUCAUAGGUCUGCAAAAUAGAAAUGUCUCUGAGAAUAGAGCCCAGUGUGGUGACAACAGGUAGUCAAUUGCAUCCCAUAUACUCUGUGCCCUCCUAUGGGUCUGCAGCACCUAUGAAAUUGGGGCAAAAUGAGCCCCUGUACAGGAAACAAAAUGGAGAAACUCCAAAGAGGCUCGGUUGAUGCUUGUUGCCCAGACCAAGAACUAGCUUGUCCUUUGGUCAGCCUGGCAUGCAACCAGUGGUAGGCUGGUAAAAUGUUUAACAACUGGCUCAUUGAAAAUAGAAAGCACCUGACUUGUAGCAUUUGUCAACUUCCAAAUAAAAUACUCCCACCGUGGCUGAUUUCAAGCCAUCAGCUGUGACGUCACUAACCACAGGGCUGGAAAGAAAUAUACUGAGUUGUCUUUUGCAAGCUUGGGCCAACCAGCUCCAACACACUACUGGAUGCAGCCAAUCCAAGAAAGCUCAGAUUUCACUUAUCUGUUCAUGUGGAUACACACACAUACACUCCUCUACAAACACUUCAAUGGCUAAAACUAUUACAUCUUUCAAAAAUAUGAAUCAACCUUCUAUGAGUGUAGAUAGUUUAUGAUGAGGUCCUAGAAGUAUGGGCUUCACUGGUGGCCUGGUUUCAGGUAGGACAUAUCUGAAAAGAAUGAAGCCCUCUUGAGCUGAAAGAACAGAUGGAUCAGUGGUGACAGUUUUGUCAUCUCCUCAUCUCAUAACUAAAACAGAAGUGAGACAAGUGAUUAGAAAACCCUCAUGAUUGUUUUUUUUACAAAGGUUAGGUAUUUGUUCUUUUAUUAUUAUUAUCACUAUUUUUAUUUCAAGUGGUAUUUCUAACUUUUAAGUGUAACCUAAGUAUAGUAUUUACCACACCUCAACCCAAAAGUCAUUGUGCUGUUUUCUUGUAAUAUGGAAAUUCAGUAAUUCUCUCAUCUCUACAUUGUUGUUCAUAAAGUUUUUACUUUCAUUAAGGAAUCUAGGGGGUUUUUUGUCAACAUUUGCUUUUCAAUGUAUAUUACUGUCCUAGUUCUGAAUUCAAACCAGAAUAUCCUGCAUCAAUUACAUGACUAAUAUUCAGAAAUGAUCAUCCAAACCAAAAUAAUUAUCUUUUCCACCCAAUAUAAAAAAAAAAACAAAAGUCACUAACAAGAAGGCAUAAACUUCAGUAUAUUUUUCUAAGAGAAGGGGCUCUCAUUAGAUACACACACACAUUUUUAUAAGCCCCCUUCUUCAUAAAGCAUCUUGAGAGUAGAAUAUAAAGUCUCAAAGGAUCCAUUCUCUGGUCUUCUGCAGUUACUAAGAGGUUUGUACCUGGAAAGAUGGAAGAUUUUGCCCUAAAAUCUUAUUUUUUAAAAAACAUUUCCAUGUCUGUCUGGGCCUGUGUCCAUGGUUAAAUGUCAGCACUGGAGGAGAUUCAUGUCUUGCUCUUUCUUUCUGGUCUUUCUGUCUUUUACCUCUGCAGUUCUUUCUGUGGCUAGCACAAUAGCAGGGUCUGGGGGGUCUUUCCUUUCAUGAUAUUCUGACAUCUGUCCUUACUGGAGAAUGGUAACAUUUGGGUCUGGUUUAAUUGACAUUCCACUUACACAGGGACUCUGAGUCCCCCAGGCAAUGAACUGCUUUUCAUGGCUACGAAGAGUUAGAAAAGCAUUUAACAUCAUCUAGCGCAUACCCUAUUGCAAAACCAUCCCCACUGAUCAAUCAUAUUCACUCACAAAUAUUACAAAUGAGAUUGAACUUGUCUCAAGACAAUUUGUUGAGUACAUAGUUUUCUUCCUGGAUGAUUCUACUCUUUGGAUGUUUUAGAAAGAGAAAUGUCUAUGAUGUAAUCCCUCACAUUUAUUUGAAUUUACAAAUUGCGGGUUUUAUUCCUAUUUUCAUUGGAAUAGUGCUUCUGAAGAUUGUUGUAGUGUUGUUGUCUAUAAAAAUUAAUAUGUCAGUAGUGAGCCUCAUAGAAGUACCAUGCUCAGAAACAAUCCUUAAGAUCAGAAGAUACCUAAAAUUCUUCCCCUUUCACACUUGGUUAGAUGAGUGACAUAUUCUUUGGAUCCUUCAAAGAAGAGACUGGUUUAUUUUUUGUUCUGGUGGUGGUGGUGGUUGUAGUUGUGGCUGUGGUGGUGGUUGUUACUUGUCUCUAUUUUCUGACUCUGGCUUUUGCCUUCCUGCUAGUGUUCUUUCUCGCUCUGAACAAAUGAAUGGUUAAAUUAAAUGUGAGCUUCUGAAUUGUACUUGUUUAUGCUCUUAAAACAUAACAGAUUAAUAAAAAUAGAAGUGUUCUGAUUUAUAACAUGCCCCCUGGAAAGGCAUGCUGUAUUAUGAAACCAUGAUAAUAUAACUGCAUUAUUACAUGACAGUAUAAAUAUUAGUCUGUUGAAUUCAUUUGUCCAAUUGUAUAACUUUGUGGAGCAGUGUUUUGACCUUUGCUACAUAAUCUUGGAGCAAGUGGAGUGGUUGCAGGCAGAUGAGACAGUGUUUAUAUCAGGAUUUUUCAAUGAACUUUAGUUGGAGGCCUGACAAUUGCAAACAUCUUCAGAUGUUGCUGUCACCAUUAUAAAUACGAACAGCAAAUCUCUGUUCAAGAAAUUCCCCAGAGCACUUCAGUCAAGACGUUUUAGGGUCAUCUUCUCUUUUGCUUUCUCCUUUUCUUUUUCCAUUUUUUUUUUUGGAGAGAGGCUUGUUAUUAAUGACUGAAGAAACAUUCUGAUUACAAUGGUGUAUUUCUCUCUCUCCUCUCUCUCACUUCCUCUUCUCUCCCCCAUCCCUCCUACCUCCCUCCCUCAUUAAAAUAUUUAAACCUGGAGUCUUUGGUAAAUCUGCAUUGGCCCAGUCUAUAUGCCAGGAAUGAAAUCUAGGCAGAUAUUGAUGGGUUUAGAGCAAUUCACAUUCACUGAGCCCUUUCACACCCUGCACCAAUAAAUGACAAGAAGGACAGGGGUAGUUUUUGCAGAGGGGCCACUUUUCUAAUAUCUUCUGAGACUUAAUGCAGUUUAACAAACAACUCCACCUAAUUUUCCAAUAAGUAACUUGACUGAGACUUGCAAAAUACCCCUGAGAGUAGUCAGGGGUGUCUUCUGCCUGGUCUGUAGUGUGUGUGUUUGCUUUGUAUCUAAGAGGCACAUUCACGUCUUGUGUGCUCGCUUGAAGUGUUUUCUAACAUUCCCAUUUGUCUGUAUAUAAUAACCAGAAAGAUAAUUCUAAUAUGUUGUAAAUGAAGAUGUGACUCUAUAAUCGUUCUCUUGUUCUUGGGGAAAAAUGACAUUUUCAUGCAUAUUUUAAACAGAAACUUUGUAUAUUUAAGUGUCAUGGAAAAUAUUUAUUGAGUAACUGGUAUACAAAUGGAAAUUUACUUGUCAUCAUAUGCUUCGUGUGUGGGGGUGCUCACCAACACCAUGUCUCUGGACCAUUGUGGCAAGCCAUAACUGCACAAAGAGAACACAUCAUUACUGUGUGUGGGUGUGUGUGCGCGCACACGUGCACAUGCACACAUUCGUGUGCUUAUCCAUGCAUGUGCAACAUGUCUGGCUUGCUGUUCUUCAUGAGAUUUUAGCUUUCCCUUCUUGAAAAAACAUUGUUUUAAAGUUCUAGGAGGCCAUGGCUACAUUACUAUAUAAAGGCAGUGAUUUGAAAUGAAAACUCUCCCUCUCGGAAGCUUUUGUUAUAAUAUGAUGAUUUAAUUAAAUGGAUUCCACUGGCCUUUGUGAGGGAAGAGGGUCUGUUCAAAUCGAACAGAGUUUCCUAGAGAAAAGUGUAGAUCAAGAUGUAUGGGAAGGAAGAUGGAGGCCACUUCAGCUGCAAUAACAUGAGUUGAGUUGAGCCCUUGGGGUUGGAGUGGGCUUGCUCCAAGUUGCAGCUCAGAUCCUUAAGGCUGAUGUCUGGUCUGGGCUCCCUCCAAGAGUAGAGAGGAGCAGAACCAUCAAGAACAGCCUGGCCUGGCUCCUACCAAGAAAACCACUUGAGGUCCUACCUCUAGGGAAAGACCUUUUCCCAGGGGCACCUCAGGUGGCCAUUAAAAUGUGAUGAUCAUUCAGAAAGUGCCCCCUUGGCUUUAAUAUAAUCCAAUUAGUCUUUUUAACCAUUGUUUUUUGGGUGCAGAUUUUCAAUACUCAUACUCAUUCUAGAUCCACCAACUGUCUCUGUUCUUUAACAAGCAUGCUUGUCUCGUCAGAAUUUCAGUAAGUUCCAGUAUCCUGAAUAGACCAGGGUAAACUGUUCUAACAUCAAUCAAUGAAUGAGAUGUUAUCUGGUUUUUAAAAACUGAUUUCAUGUGCUUUCUGUGUAUAAAAACGUAUAUGCCUGUGUGGCUUUGCAUUUCAAAUGUGUGGCACACAAAGCGUUUUGUUGGUGCGUUGUUCUCAGUACAGUAACUCUGUGUAUAAACAUUUUAAUGUGGUUUUGUUGUUUUCCAACAAGAUGUCUCUGUAAAAAUGAUAUUGGCUGAGCUGGUGUGUUGGUUUUUCUCAUAGAGGCAUUAACUAUACUGCCAAUGCAUUGAAUUAUUUAAAAAUGCAAAAUAAAAUUUUUAUGAAAAUCUCA
Molecule: messenger RNA, 11996 nt
Organism: Carlito syrichta (Philippine tarsier)
Lineage: Eukaryota; Metazoa; Chordata; Mammalia; Primates; Tarsiidae
Gene: AFF2
Product: AF4/FMR2 family member 2
Exons: 16
Coding region: 69-2738 (889 amino acids)
Biological process (GO): regulation of RNA splicing
Cellular component (GO): nuclear speck; nucleus
Molecular function (GO): G-quadruplex RNA binding
Source: RefSeq, a predicted model, not a curated record